AUGAAGGUCAGCGGCUCGGUCAAGAAGCGCUACUCGGACGCGGGCGGCGGCGGCGCGCGCGGCAAGCGGCAGCGCGGCGGCUUCUCCAAGAACGUGCCGUUCGAGGACGAGCUCUUCCAGUGGAUCUGCAGCGUGCGCGCGCGCAACGUGCCGCUGCUGGUGGCGCACGUGCAGCAGAAGGCCAAGCUGCUGGCCGCCAGGCACAAGAUGAAGGACGACUUCAAGGCCUCCAACGGCUGGUACUACCGCUUCUGCGGCCGCUACGGCUUCACGCCGGCCUCGCUGCAUGCGGGCGCGCCGGCUGCAGCCCCCGCCGCAGCCUUAGCUCCAGUCUCAGUCCCAGCUCCUCUGCAGACAGGGGUAGAAGGCUCUACCAGGAGAAAGUCGGCGGAGACGACGCAGUGGACCAGGCUGAGGGACACAAUAGGGAGGUUCUCCCCCGAGCUCGUCUACACUGUGAGUGAGGCGAGGCUGUUCUACCAGAUGCUGCCGGAGGCUGUCGACCCGGCGCGGGAUCGCGCUGUUCCUACGGAGACUGUGGAGACUGGAGUUUCUGGAACGUUGCUCGUCCCGGGGAAGAUCCCGCACGUGCUGGUGCUCAUGUGCACGAACUGCACGGGCACGCACAAGAUCCCGCUGCUGGUGGUGGGGAAGGAGAAGACGCCGUCGUGCUUGGAGACUGCUGGAGUGGGGCUGGGCGCGUCGUACCUCAGCCAGCGCGAGGAGAGGCUGAGCUUCUUGGAGAGGUCGCCUGAAGAGAAAUACCGACUUAUCCAACGCGCCGGCAAGAAACCCGCGGGUGGUGCGGGCGCUUGGGCAGCAACUCCUCCGGCGCUGAUCAGAAGCAGCUGGCUCAAGUCUCGCCUGGGCAGCAAUACGGCUUUCUCACCCGUUGUACCUGUAAUGCAUCAAGAGGUAAGCGACGACGCCGUGGUGGUGGAACUUUGCUCGAUGCUGCACAACACGAAGCUCGUGGAUGAUAUGAACAAAUUGGCCAAGGAACUGCGGAGCUGGCUUCAUGCUGACGCUGAUUCAAGUGAGCGCAUGCAGCAAGAGUUGCUGUACGACAUUCAGCAGCUUCUUCAAGACGAAGAGGAGCAGCAACAGCAGCAAGGAAGUGGCCAAGGCAUCACACAGGACCAACCGCAACAGCAACCAACCGUAGCAGCUACCGUGAAUACUGCAAAUAUCGAUUUGAACUCUGCGGAGCUCCGUACUGCUGAGACUCAGCCGUCUCCUGAACCUGCAGUCGACACAGAAGGAGUGCAAAACGAGAAGCGCAAGUCUGUUGAAUUCUUACUGAAGGCUCUUGCGAGAGCUGAAGAAGCCUUGGACAAUGCUGACGUUGCUGAGUUUUUCGGAGAGGAGGCUGCUGGUCAAGCUACGGAGAGCGUUUCGAGGACAUUGCGGCGGCUGCGUCGUAUCCAGCGUGGGAAACAAUCAGCUCUUGUUGCGGCUGCUGUGAGUGCUGCUGCUACUGGUGAUUCUAACGAGACUGGCUUGGGUUUCUCAAGCACACACGACUUCUUUUACGGCAAUGCUUCGCUUCGAGGUGCUCCUUAG
Molecule: messenger RNA, 1563 nt
Organism: Phytophthora sojae
Lineage: Eukaryota; Oomycota; Peronosporomycetes; Peronosporales; Peronosporaceae
Exons: 3
Coding region: 1-1563 (520 amino acids)
Cellular component (GO): nucleus
Molecular function (GO): DNA binding
Source: RefSeq, a predicted model, not a curated record